This is a messenger RNA of Mycosarcoma maydis (corn smut), 3270 nucleotides long. RefSeq lists its product as uncharacterized. Lineage: Eukaryota; Fungi; Basidiomycota; Ustilaginomycetes; Ustilaginales. The transcript has a single exon. Bases 1 to 3270 code for a protein of 1089 amino acids. The record is from RefSeq and is a predicted model, not a curated record.
AUGCCGUCGGUGCAGGAGCUCAAAAGCAAAAAUGCCCGUGCAGUUCACGAGAAGCAUCUCGACCUCGUCACCAAAUACCAAUCGCACUUUGCUGCCGUCGAACAACUGCACAAGCUCGCCAAAGAGCAGAUUGUCGAUCAUGUAGCAUCUCAACUCGAGCUCAGCGAAGAGGGCAAGACGCGCGUGCUCGUCUAUCUCUCCGAUUUCGCCAACCUCUUUCGAUUCUACCGACGCUCCAGGUACAACCAUGAGCAGGCAAUCGUCCUUCUCAAUGCUACUGUUCUCUGGCGCAUGAGGACCGACCUGGAUCUUUUGUCGCUCUCGUCGCUGAAUCCGCUCUAUGUCACGCCACCACCGCCAAACCCGCCGCUGUUCUGGGUCAACAGCAGAUUCACCGACCUUUACGCAAGACCGUGUGGCAUUAUCAACCUGAGAAGCGUCGAAAGGACCGCCGACAAUUCGCUAGAUCAGCUCAAGGAGUACAUUGUCGCAUGCAUGGAAAUCAUGCGAAGGUACGUCUCCGACCUCUACCGCGCUAGCAUCUAUGCUGAUCAGCACAAAAAAGGCACCCCGCAAUCCGACAGGCAACAGCAAACCGACACGGUGCUACAGGCUUCCAUAGCGAUCGACCUUGCUUCCAGUGGUAUGGCUAACUUGGAGCUCGAGCUUCUGCCGUUCCUCUUGGAUUUGCUCAAAAACCAUGUGCCCGGCAUGGUUGGUGCUGUUUUCAUCCUCAACUACGGCUGGGUCCACGCGGGCAUGUGGGCCGUCAUCAAGCGGGUCUUGCCGCAACAAGCGCUUGCCAAGAUCUUCUUCCCUUCGCAUCAAGAAUUGCAAGAGCACUUUGACGUAAAAUGCAUUCCAGCGUGCUACGGUGGAGAGCUGGAUGUGACCAUCGAGAGCUCGACCAACGAUGUGCUGCGCAAGUACGGUCGACCCAGGCGUGCUUCCUCGGCUGCUGCAUCGGUCAUCACACCGCCUCACAGCCCUGGCGUGUCUCGCCACAUGAGUCGCACCAACUCGUACGAGAGCAUCUACGAGGUAUUUUACAGCGCCGACUCGACUCCUUGGGCCAGUCGGCCGGUAACGCCGCGACACAGCGAGCCGUCGACUCCUCGAGGUCAUGCUGCCGAUUUUAACGCUGCAAGUGGCCUCAAGAUGACCCCCAGCGCAGCGCGGAAGUUGAAGCAUCUCCAAAUGUCCAGAGGCGAUCUGUCGAGUGCAGCGGAGAACGCUCAUAUCGGAGGCAGGUCCAGAUCCGGUUCCGAGGUAAGGAUUGUCGAUGGAAGGGCGGUGGGGUUGAGCGUUAGCACUGGUGCCUCGCCGUUUGUCACACCGAGCGUGACACCUGUCGGACCGCUCAGUCCGAGGGUGCAGAGGACGAGGAAUCCAGAUCGACACGUGCGCUUUUCCAAUGACCGUUUGUCUUCGCCUCAACGUCGGGUGGGAGCCACGAGCAACUUUACACUUUACCUGCCAGAGGAGGACGAGGAGGCAGUGCUACCAUCCGAAAGCGAGGAUUCGGAUGCAAGCGGUAAAGACGGUGAGCUGGCUCCGCGUUUUUCGGAUGCUGCUGGUGCUGGACUGCUCAAUCGUCUUCGACGAUUGUCAGAGACACGAUUCAGCUCGAAAGGCGCGGCGGCUGCCGACGAUCAGGCGCUAGCGCAUGAGCAGCACCAGGCUGGAGCUUCGGAUGGCACCAUCAUGUACAUCGAGCCCGCAUCGCCGCGUCUUCAAGUGGAGCAUCUUGACGAGCCGCCUCUGCAGCACGUCGAACAUACGCUGCUCUCGCACCGCACACGUCGGUCCGCGCGCGAUGGCCAUGUCUCACCGUACAACGCCAACAACCCGUUCUUCGGCUACCCGGCCUACAAUCCGAUCACUCCCGAAACCACGUUCCGGCUCAACCGGAGCAGCACGCCGCAGCACCUGCAUUCUCGUCGGCGCAAACGCGAUCUGCUGCGUACGCUGACGUACUUGUUUGUGCUGCGCGUCCUGGCGUUCCACCGUCGACUGAGGUGGAGAAUGUCGUUGAUAGCGAGCGAGGUAGCGAGGACGAUGAGUGUCGGUGCCCGCGCGAGUACCACGGAAGGAGCCCAGGAUGAUUUUUGGAGGACUCUCGACGCUAGACGAUUGUCGGCGCUCCACCAGGAUGAGCAGAGGACCAAGGACAAGCUACGCGGAAACAGCGAGACGCCUUUGUCAAGGAUGGUAAAAAAGCUGCUGGGCGCCGUGGUGUUGGUGAUGCUAUUCAGGCCGGAAUGGAGGCAGAGGACGGUAGCGCAAGUGUACGCUGCUUUUGGGACCAUGUUGGGCAGCGGCGUCGUUGGUCAAGAAGAGGGUGUUGUGGAUUGGGACGAGUGGGAGAGGAGGGGGAUGAAGGCGGGUUCGAUUUCGCCGGACUCAACGAGAAACGGUAGUUGGAGCGGGAUGCACAUUCGGAGAAGGAUGGGUCUGAUCAAGGCGGAGGGCGGAGCAGGCAGGGUGGCAGCUGCCAAGCACGCUGCAGGAGGCGCGGGUGGCAAACAAGGUAGAGGAUCGAGGGUGAAUGCUCUGGCUGUAGCGGGUGGAGUGAUUUCGGGAGCUUCGCUCGGCUACCUUCUUUACACGUAUCUGUGGACGUCUGGGACAUCCAAGGCGAGUGGUGAUGACGACGAUGACGAUGUGGCCAAGCGUGGGACGACGUUGAGCAAGCGCGGCACCAGCCCGCGUGUGCGACCGAGCCUGAGCCUGUCGCUCUCCGCUACGUUCGACCGGAAUGACGACGACUCGAUCUCGGGCCUCGGAUCGCUGCUCUCGUGCAUAUGUCCGCUGUUUGUGGUACAUGUGAUCGUACCUGGCUCUGAAUCGCAAGAUCUAUCGACGUCGCUCUCGCAGCUCUCGACAAGGCUCGGAUCGAUCCGCGAUUUCGAUGCGCGACGCAUGCUCGAGUACACACAGGCUUCGGGUCGAUUUGCGCUUUCGCGCGCACUCGCGUGCGACUGCCAUGUCGAAGUGGCGCUGCCCGCUUCCGAUGAGCGCAUUACGGUGGUCGAGUUAACCAAGAUCCGUCGCAGUUGUGGCCUGGUGGUGUUUGCAUCGUUCGAAGCUUCGACUGCGCAAGUGGGCGGUAGGGCCGUAUUGGGCGAGUUGAAGUCGUUGGCAUUGCACGAGUCUGCGCAUCGCAGAGACGCGCCCAGUGGGAUGAGAGCGUUGGAUCUAGGUGCAGAACCGGACUGCUGGCAGGCUCUGGCGCUCAGCUUGCGACAGCUCAGGGAUGGUUGGAAGUGA